AUGGGAUACUACUUUCCAAAUAUACAUCUAUCCAAUUGCCAAUUUCGUUUUAGGUUUGUAAACGUUAUGCAAGAUAUUAUUGAAUUCAAUGUUGGUGGAACAUAUUUCGCCACUACCUUAAAAACAAUAUCCGUUGAAAAAUCUAGUUAUUUAUAUAACUGGUACAUAGAACAUAUUGGUGGUGCUCAUUUGUUAAGAGAUAAAAAAGGGAUAUACUUUAUUGACAGAGACCCAGCAUCAUUUGCUGUCAUAUUAAAUUAUUUACGUCUUCGUGUUUCAAAUCAAUUAUGGGAAGCAUGCCUUCCUAAAGAUCCAGAUCUUUUAGCUAUGGUAGCACAAGAAGCAGAUUAUUUUCGUAUUCAUAUGUUAAGAGAUCAAGCAAUUGCUUUACUUCAAAAUUAUACAGAAAAAGGAUGUGAAAAUUACGUAAAAGAGGUUCUUUCAAAAAGUUUCAGCUGUCCUCAAGGUUUCCCUAAAGACGAUGAAGAUUAA
Strongyloides ratti is the source of this 492-nucleotide messenger RNA. RefSeq names its product BTB/POZ-like domain and Potassium channel tetramerisation-type BTB domain and BTB/POZ fold domain-containing protein. The transcript is spliced from 4 exons. Lineage: Eukaryota; Metazoa; Nematoda; Chromadorea; Rhabditida; Strongyloididae. Gene Ontology annotation, biological process: protein homooligomerization. The coding region runs from base 1 to 492 and encodes 163 amino acids. The record is from RefSeq and is a predicted model, not a curated record. Gene Ontology annotation, molecular function: protein binding.